AUGCCCACAGAAUCAGCAACAUCCUUUCUAGCCGCAAAGCUUCAUGACCAUCCACUAAAUGUGGCAUUUCGUGCUUUUCUUGCUAAAUUUCCUUUGAAAUCACAUCGUCCUAUACAUCGAAGUCCUCAUCAUGAGAUCCCAACGUUGUACGUUUGGGGCAACAAAACAGGGCAAUUGGGAAACCAGCCGAUUAGUUUCGACUUUGCUUGUUUGAGAUGGCAGGUCUGGUUGCUAAUAAUCGAUGCUCGAUUUGACGUUAAAAAUUGCAAUGAACCAUUAAUGUCACCUUCAGGCAAACUUCCUUUUCUUCUUACACCAAACACUGAUGCCCUAAUCGGUGAGCAUAUCGAAGAGUUCCUGAAACAAAGUCCAGAACAUCAGCCGGACUUGAAUAUACCAACUUUAACUACCGAUAAUGACAUUAGUAAUUCAAAGGCGUUUGUCGCCUUGGCUGAUACGAAACUGCGUAAUGCAUUGCUGUACUACUAUUGGUGUGAAGCACUGAAUUUUGAAGAAGUAACGAGUAAAUUGUAUGGUGCAAAAUACCCAAAGCCAUUAAAUUGGAUAAUAUUGUAUCAGAUGAAAAGCGCCGUCGUUAAAGAACUUUUAACGAGAAAGCCAGUAUUGGAUAGAGAAGAGAUAUAUCAAGAAGCGGAGGAUGCAUUGAAAGCAAUUUCAACCUUACUUGCGGAUCACAAUUACUUUUUCGGGAGAAGUUCUCCAUCAUUCCUUGACGCUGUGAUCUUUUCCUAUGUUCACCCGAUACUAUCAAACCCGACAACACUUGUGAAUAAUCUAACAACGAUUACGCGUCGUUACAAGAAUCUUGUUGAGUUCUCGGAUCGAAUGAAAACCAGAUAUUUUGCAAAGACAUACCAGUAA
Messenger RNA from Paraglomus occultum, 882 nucleotides. The record is from the annotation of a GenBank genome assembly. NCBI's taxonomy places the organism in Eukaryota, Fungi, Glomeromycota, Glomeromycetes, Paraglomerales, Paraglomeraceae.